Messenger RNA from Rana temporaria (common frog), 4745 nucleotides. RefSeq names its product eukaryotic translation termination factor 1 (gene ETF1). Gene Ontology annotation, molecular function: sequence-specific mRNA binding; translation release factor activity, codon specific. Gene Ontology annotation, cellular component: cytosol; translation release factor complex. The record is from RefSeq and is a predicted model, not a curated record. Bases 199 to 1512 code for a protein of 437 amino acids. The transcript is spliced from 11 exons. Gene Ontology annotation, biological process: cytoplasmic translational termination. Lineage: Eukaryota; Metazoa; Chordata; Amphibia; Anura; Ranidae.
UGAGCUCAUGGACCCAUGUGAGCAAGCUUGGAUUGCAACACAUGCACCAGCAGCCGCGGCGAAGAAAGAAGCCGGUUUCUACGUCACAUCUGGGAGCUGGGGCUGCUUCCUUUGAAAGCGGGCGUUGAGCUCCACACGGAGGGCCGAGGAUAAGGGGGGGGACAGCUCUAUCGGCUUUAGACAGCAGGAGGAGAGAAGAUGGCGGACGAUCCGAGUGCGGCAGACAGAAACGUGGAGAUCUGGAAAAUCAAGAAGCUGAUUAAGAGCUUGGAGGCGGCCAGAGGGAAUGGCACCAGUAUGAUCUCUUUAAUAAUUCCUCCAAAAGACCAAAUUUCAAGGGUGGCCAAGAUGUUGGCGGAUGAGUUUGGUACAGCAUCCAACAUCAAGUCUCGUGUGAACCGCCUUUCCGUACUGGGAGCAAUUACAUCUGUGCAACAGAGGCUUAAACUCUAUAACAAAGUACCACCAAAUGGCUUAGUUGUUUAUUGUGGAACAAUUGUAACAGAAGAAGGAAAAGAGAAGAAAGUUAACAUUGAUUUUGAGCCUUUCAAACCAAUCAACACAUCUUUGUACUUGUGUGACAACAAAUUUCAUACUGAGGCUCUCACAGCUCUACUUUCUGAUGAUAGCAAGUUUGGCUUCAUUGUAAUAGAUGGUAGCGGGGCACUUUUUGGAACGCUGCAAGGAAAUACAAGAGAAGUGCUACACAAAUUCACUGUGGAUCUUCCAAAGAAGCAUGGUAGAGGAGGGCAAUCUGCUUUGCGUUUUGCACGUCUAAGAAUGGAGAAGCGUCACAAUUAUGUCAGAAAAGUAGCAGAAACAGCUGUUCAGCUCUUUAUUUCUGGUGAUAAAGUAAAUGUAGCUGGACUUGUGUUGGCUGGGUCAGCUGAUUUUAAAACGGAGCUUAGUCAGUCAGAUAUGUUUGAUCAGCGAUUGCAAUCUAAAGUCUUGAAAUUAGUUGAUAUAUCAUAUGGCGGAGAGAAUGGCUUUAACCAAGCAAUUGAAUUAUCAACGGAGGUCCUUUCAAAUGUGAAAUUCAUCCAAGAGAAGAAGCUAAUAGGGAGAUACUUUGAUGAAAUUAGCCAGGACACAGGCAAAUACUGUUUUGGUGUUGAAGACACACUAAAGGCAAUGGAAAUGGGAGCUGUAGAAAUUCUGAUAGUUUAUGAAAACUUGGACAUCAUGAGAUACGUCUUGAGAUGUAGUGGAGUUGAAGAGGACAAGGUUCUCUUUUUAACUCCAGAGCAAGAAAAGGACAAAUCACACUUCACUGACAAAGAGACUGGACAAGAACAUGAGCUAAUAGAGAGUAUGCCUCUACUAGAGUGGUUUGCUAAUAACUACAAAAAAUUUGGAGCAACACUGGAGAUUGUUACAGACAAGUCACAAGAAGGAUCUCAAUUUGUAAAAGGAUUUGGUGGCAUUGGAGGUAUCUUGCGGUACAGAGUUGAUUUCCAAGGAAUGGACUACCAAGGUGGAGAAGAUGAUUUUUUUGACCUUGAUGACUACUAGGUAGUCGACAUGGGUCUGGCAAUGUGUGCCUAACCCUCCAGCAUCCAACCCAAGAAGAAAUUUUGUGGUGAAAGACAUACAUGUCCCUGCCUUAGAAUUUGAACAUUUCCAGUACUUUGUCUAAUAAGCAUUGGAUAUAAGAAAUAAAAUUCUGUUUUGUCAUAAUGUAGAGUGAAUGCAUCUGCAAGGUUCAUUCAUGCCGCCUGGACAUGUUUGACAAAUCAGUUUUUACUUGAGAAAUCAGUUGAUCUUGUAUUCUAUUAUUUUUUAUCUUUAUACACAGGCAGAAACAAUGCUUCAGAUAUCCAUGCAAAUUAACACCAUUUUUAUUUUUAUUUUUAUUUUUUAUUCUGCAUAAUGGGAAAACUGUCAAAUGUUAUAUUGUGUUUGGAUCUUGGGAUAAACGAUGGGACUAGCACACAUUUUAAAGUUUAAAAUUGUAUAGCAGACAUUUGCAAAAUAUAUUGUAAUCGAUUUGUGCUGCUUAAUUUGGAGGGAAAUACUAUCCACUGACCUUGGAUUAAAAAAAACAAUGCACUAUGUCCCAAAUGCAAAAUAUCCCAUUCUUUUGCAUGAUGCUGUGCAGCUUAAAAUUGCAAGAGGCAGCACAGAGCAUGCAGAAUGCACAGCAUUCACUUCUGUAGCUUAAAAUAGAAAAUAUCCGAAUUAUCAAAUGUCUGAUAAAGAGCAUGGAAAGUAUGUAUGGUAACCCUUUUACAGCCACAGCAAUUAACAGGUGUAAUUUAGAGACAAAAAAAUUAAAAAAAAAUUCUGACAUUAAUGAUUCUUUGAACUGGUUGCUCAGUUUUAUUAAUGUAUUUUAUUAAGUCAUUUUUGUGACUUAUUAUUCCCAAGUAUAACUAUUUACUCUUCUAGGUCUGUAACUCCAGUUGUGUUGCAUGAUUUCUUUAAAGUUCAUAUUGUGCUUCCAUAAGCAGCUAACACACAGGAAAGUGCGCAAGUUCUCUUGUAACGUGUAGUUGGGCACAAUUUGCUGUCCAUUACUAUAUGAGCCUUAAAAUGAAGAAAACAAAAUUCCAGUAGAUGCAUAUGCACUGUGGGUGGGGAUAGCCCAUAUCUCUGUUGAUGAGCUUUUAUUUGAGAGGGCAUUCAAAAUGCUAUAAUCUUUUUAUGCUUUAAAGCUGAACUACAAGAAUGUGACAGUUCUCCCCAGCAAUGCAAAGGUUAAAUGCUUGUUCAGUAUAGUGGGAGCUUAACAUGCAUUAUUACUCACUGGACUCCUCACUCUGGCACUGUCCUCUUUCCAAAGCUCCAAACUGGAUGGGACAUCUGCAUCAUGUGCAGUGCAAGGCAACCCGUAUGGCACAUGGUGGAGGGCACAACCGAAAAACCUUAGGAGGAUGCAGGGGACCAGUCGCGUGGUUUGAGGGCGUCUGCCAGAGCCAGGAGUAGUUGAAGUCUUCUAGUCUAUGUCCCAUAGACUAAACAAGUGUUUAACCCUGGCGGGUGGGGGGGCACUGCAAGGGUUGUUUUGUCACAUUCCUGGAGUUUAGCUUUAAUAGAUUUAAGUAAAUGUAGCUUAAUUGAGAUUUUGUUUAUACAAGAGUUGUUUGUCCUUCAAUUUUACUUGAGAAAUACAGAAUUCAGUCAUUAAAGCGAACCUUUGAGGAGAGAUUUAAGCAGCAGUCCUAGAUGAGUGUUGACAUAUGUUACUAUACAUAACUUUCCCACUGGUAGUUGUCAUUCCACUUCUGCUUAAAUACUCCAGCUGCAAUGGAACUUUUACCAUUACGUGAGACUGUGUACAUCCUUUGCCCCAUGCCACAAUUUGGUGCCCAGGGCCUUAGCAUAGGCCUGCAGGAGUAUUCUAAAUAAUGCCCGAGUGAUAAAUAAGGGGUUAUGCCACCAUGUACUGUUGGCUUGCAGUGCAGAUCAGACCAGUAUCACAAACUGCCAAUCAGUAGCCCAAAAUAGUCUAUUGUACAGCACUCAGUGCAUGCUAAGGUCUAAAAGCUACAGGCACUUGUGUUUUAUAUGUGGUACAUAUUGAUGCCAACAUUGUUCUUUUGAAUUAAAAAUUACAUGUCUGUUCCUGUAAGCAGCAUUAAAAAAAAAAAAAAAAAAUGCAUCAAACACUUUUUUAAUGUCGUCUGUAGAAGCCAACUUAUGAAUGUUGCAUGUGAUUCAUGUUUAGUGGAACCCUCUCCAUAGUUCUGUAUUCCUCAAGCAAAAGUGCACCGGCAUGGUUAACAAUCUCUGGGAUGCACGUCCAACAUGGUUUUUACCCAUGCCUGUACACAUUGUUGUGAUUUUUGAGUUUCGUAACACCUCCUGUGCCAUGGUCCCCUGUUAAAGGCCAAGUUUACAUUUUCACUAAAAUGGCCCAUGCUGACAAGGGGCCCCCAGUGUAUCAAAAAAAAUGCCCUGUUCCCUUUGGCAAAAUAUAGUUUAGGUGUUUGAUUCCUGGAGGCCUGUGUGCCCGAGUACAGUGCUCUCGAUCUUUUAUACAAGCAAAGCUUGGGCACUGGAGUGUGCAUGCGUGACUUUUGGGGGGGGGGGGGAGAACACUGGGAACCAGCAGCCAGCAUCUGACGUGCCCACGUGCUACCAGUGAAAAGAGGAUUUAAACCAUAUGGGAGUGUGUGUAUGUCAGGCUUGGAGGAUGCCAGCUCAGGUCUGCAGGUAUGGCAAAACACUAUUUUGCAAAACUGCACAGGGCAUUUUUAACAUGCUGGGACCCCUUGUCAGCAUGGGCAGAUUGAAGUAAACCUGGCCUCUAAACAGGAGAAAAACCUUAUAUGGAUUAAAACAACAUUGUACGCAAAGCCUCAUUGUCCCCGAAGACCACGCUGUAAUACUUUAUUUUUUAUGUUUAAUGAUCUCUAGAAAAAAUAAAAUACUUCAGUGUCAUAAUCCUCUCCUCCAGGAUUGGCAAACUGCUUGAUGCCAUUGUAUAUGGGUAUAUUAUAGACAUUUAGAAAAUCAAUUGGAUGUAAAUUUGCAUUGGUUUGGAAAGAUAUUUUACUUAGUCCACAACAUUACUGUAAUAUUCAAUGCAUUAGCCUUUUUUCCUUUUUGCUAUAUUUGGAAAUGAUGCCAAAAUUUUUAUAUUUCCUUAAUGUGUUCUUUUCAGUGGCACAUCAUAUACAUAUAUGUACAAAUAAAAUGGGGUACAAUUAACUUUAUCCUCAGAUUGAGUGUUCCCAAGCAGUAAUAACUUGGUGUUGUGAUGUACAGAAAUGGAGAAAAGUAUUAAACCAUAUUUAAGAAUA